Molecule: messenger RNA, 540 nt
Organism: Dentiscutata erythropus
Lineage: Eukaryota; Fungi; Glomeromycota; Glomeromycetes; Diversisporales; Gigasporaceae
Source: the annotation of a GenBank genome assembly
AUGUCCGGAAUUUGUAAAGCCCGCCUCACCGAAGAACGUCGACAAUGGAGAAAAGAUCAUCCAUACGGAUUUUAUGCACGUCCCGUAAAAACUGAAAACGGUUUAGAUUUAUUGAAUUGGCAAGUGGGCAUUCCAGGAAAAAAGGGGGUAAAUCAUUGGUGCCAUUUCUUAAUUCCUUCAAACUAUUCUUACUCUCGAACACCAUGGGAAAACGGCGUGUUUAAGAUGACGAUGACGUUUCCAGAAGAUUAUCCAUCCAAACCACCGAAAUUUAAAUGGCUCCUUAUGGGUAAAUUUGUACCUGCUCUCUUCCAUCCAAACGUGUAUCCUUCCGGAACUGUUUGUUUGUCAAUCUUAAAUGAGGAAGAAGGAUGGAAACCCGCAAUUACCAUUAAACAGAUUUUAUUGGGCGUUCAGAAUCUUCUUGAUGAGCCGAAUCCUGACAGCCCCGCUCAAUCUGAUGCAUACAUGCUGUUCAAAAAGGACCGUGUGGCAUACGAUAAAAGAAUCCGACAACAAGCCAAAGAGAAUCCUGCAUAA